Abrus precatorius (Indian licorice) is the source of this 690-nucleotide messenger RNA. Its product is annotated as ribonuclease S-2-like. The transcript is spliced from 3 exons. The coding region runs from base 1 to 690 and encodes 229 amino acids. The record is from RefSeq and is a predicted model, not a curated record. Gene Ontology annotation, cellular component: extracellular region. Gene Ontology annotation, molecular function: ribonuclease T2 activity; RNA binding. NCBI's taxonomy places the organism in Eukaryota, Viridiplantae, Streptophyta, Magnoliopsida, Fabales, Fabaceae. Gene Ontology annotation, biological process: RNA catabolic process.
AUGAAGAGCAAGUUGCUUUUGAUUUUCCUACUCUUGGGAAUUCUUUACUGUGAAGCACAGAAUUUCAUUUCAUACGAUUAUUUAGAACUAGCCUUGAGGUGGCCAAACAGCUACUGCUUGACACAUGAUGGCGGUUGUAGGGAAAGAGUGCCCCAGUUUUUCACUAUUAGCUACCUUCGUCCCAGGAAAAGGGGAGGACCUGAUCUUCAAAACUGUCCCACGCCGUUUACUCUGCCAAAUAGCACUAUAGAGGCAAACAAAUACGACCUGCUCAAGUUUUGGCCUGAUUUAAGAACUGAUAAUUUUAUAGAGAGCAAGACAUUAUGGAAGGACCAAUGGAAAAGGUUUGGAUCAUGCUAUACUUUGACGCCAGAUGACUAUAUUGUUUACGCACUCAGCAGCAGAAAGAAAAAUGAGCUGAAGAAAAUCUUGACAAAUGCAGGUAUUGUUCCCAAUGGAAUGCAGUAUCCACCCCAAAGGAUAUUACAAGUUUUCAGAAAAGCUCUAGGUGUCAUUGUGGAUAUAGUCUGUGAGGCAGAUAGAAGUGGAAAUAUUUAUCUUGCGGAGGUCCAUCAAUGUAUGGAUUACUAUGGAACAACACCCAUAGACUGUGACAAUCUAGCAAAAGGGUGUGACGAUGAGCCUAUUUAUCCCUAUAUGGGAUACGAACCUGAUAAAGAUCUCAACUAG